AUGGACGCCUAUUCAAGGUACAACCAGAUUUUCAUGGAACCUGCCGAUAGCGAGCAAACGACAUUCAUCACCGACCGCAGGUUGUACUGUUACAAUGUCAUGCCUUUCGGCCUGAAAAAUGCGGGGGCAACUUAUCAACGGCUCGUCAACCGAAUUUUUGCUGAGCACAUCAGCGGCAUUAUGGAGGUGUAUGUCGACGACAUGUUAGUGAAAAGCCGAACGGCAAGGGGGAAUCUGGAAAACUUGGCCCUCGUGUUCGAUAUACUAAAGCAAUACCGAAUGAGGUUGAACCCAACGAAGUGCGCCUUCGGUGUGUCUUCGGGGAAGUUUCUUGGAUUCAUGGUCAUCCAAAGAGGAAUUGAGGCCAAUCCCGAGAAAAUCAAAGCCAUAAUCGACAUGGAGACGCAGAGGACACAGAAGGACAUUCAAAGCCUUACCGGACGUGUCGCUGCCUUAACAUGCUUUAUCUCCAAAGCGACCGAUAAAUAUGUACCGUUUUUCAAAGCCUUGAAAGGGGGCAAACAACAUAUCGCGUGGACUCCCGAAUGUGACCAAGCAUUUCAAGAGUUGAAGAACUACAUGGGCAAGGCACCACUGUUGCCAAAACCGCUUCCCGGAGAAGUUCUCCUCCUCUACCUUUAA
Molecule: messenger RNA, 642 nt
Organism: Prunus armeniaca (apricot)
Lineage: Eukaryota; Viridiplantae; Streptophyta; Magnoliopsida; Rosales; Rosaceae
Source: the annotation of a GenBank genome assembly